CGGGGGUUGGGGCCGCGGGGCCUGCGUGCGCGUCCCGCCGCUAAGGCUCGGGUGACCUCUUCCCGCCCCACGCGUCAGGCGUGGGAGCUGCGGGGUAGGGAGGGUGAUUUCUGGGGUGAGGGAGCCCUAAGGCUAGAGGGCAGAGACCGGGGAGCCAGCUGCCCAAGGCCAAGGCCAGGCAAGUGGAGGUGAGACGCUGCCCCAGCAUGAACUGCAUCCCCAGAAACAGGAAGUAGAAGCCAGAACAGCUAUCUGUCUGCCAUGGCCUGUGAGCCUCCCACAGACCCUGGUGGGGCAGCUGGUCCCCUGCCCACCUCUGUCCUGGGCUGCGGCACCCUGCCUCAAAGGAGCCCUCCUGGCUGGGGGCAAGAGUUGCACAAUGGCCAGGUCCUCACAGUCCUCCGGAUCGACAAUACCUGUGCACCCAUUUCCUUCGACCUGGGAGCUGUAGAAGAGCAACUGCAGGCCUGGGGCAUUCAGGUCCCUGCUGAGCAAUACAGGAACUUGGCUGAGAGUGCCCUCUUGGAACCUCAAGUGAGGAGAUACAUCAUCUACAACUCCAGGCCCAUGCGGCUGGCCUUUGCUGUUGUAUUCUACGUGGUGGUGUGGGCCAACAUCUACUCCACCAGCCAGAUGUUUGCCCUGGGCAACCAGUGGGCAGGCGUGCUGCUUGCCACUCUUACUGCUGUCAGCCUGACCCUGACCCUUGUGCUGGUCUUUGAGAGACAGCAGAGAAAGGCUAACACUAACACAGACCUGAGGCUGGUGGCCACCAAUGGAGCCCUUCUGAGACACCGGGUGCUGCUGGGGGUGACUGACUCAGUGGAAGGAUGCCAGAGUGUGAUUCAGCUCUGGUUUGUCUACUUUGACCUGGAGAACUGUGUGCAGUUUCUGUCUGACCAUGUUCAGGAAAUGAAGAGGAACCAAGAGUCCUUGCUGAGAAGCAGAUUAAGCCAGCUAUGUGUUGUCAUGGAGACGGGAGUGAGCCCUGUGGUGGAAGGGCCUGAGGAUUUGGAGGAUGCCCCCCUCCUGCCCAGUCCCGGUCCUCAGGAAAGACCACUCAUGCAGACUGAACUCUAUCAGCUUGUUCCAGAGGCUGAGCCAGAGGAGAUGGCCCGGCAGCUAUUGGCAGUGUUUGGUGGCUACUACACUCGGCUUCUGGUGACUUCUCAGCUGCCCCAGCCAAUGGGAACUAGACACACAGACUCUGCAGGGGUCCCAUGCCCCUGCCAGCUCAUAGAAGCACACAUUCUGGGCACUGGAUGUUGCCCAUACCUGGCCAGGUGACCUAGGGACAAAGUGUUCAUCUUCCUCCAAGACUGAGAAGUAGGGGAGGAGUCAGGAGCCUGAUGUGGUUGACAGUGAGCUCAGAUGAAAUCAGCAUUUGGGAACACUUUGGAGAGACUCUGUCUUGUUGAUAAUGGGGUCAUCAAGUGUACGCCAGAUGCCUUGUUGGCAUCAUAUGCUGUCCUGGCCUUGCUGAAUCUGGUGGCUGAGCUGGAAUUGCCUGGGCCUGCAGCCUGGGUAGAGGAUACAUUCUGUUGCCUGUGGAGCAUCAGAGACCUGUAGCUGACUCCUCAGUGCUCCGAAAAGGAUGCUGCUCUCUCCAAAUUGCUCCAGGCUGCUGAUGUCAAAAGCCCACUCAUUUCCAGAAUGAGGGAAAGUCUCAGAAGGAUGAACCAGCUUGCCGUCUGUUAGCACAUGAGCUGUAGAUGACAGGCUUGGAGAACAGGGGUGAGGAGACCAGGGUUUGUCACCAAGGGGCACUUGGAAAAGAAGACCCUGUUGGUGGCACUCAGACUGGUUUUGAGCAGCCACAUGCUGGCUUGUGCUGUUAAUUCUCUCCUUCAGAGGAACAGUGGUGCUUUCUGACACUCCACUGUUCUGGAACAAAGUGUGAUCAGGGUUUGAAUAAAGAGUUCAGAGACUUCUCCAAGAGUUUGAAGACUGCCCACAGCCCUCAUCUUUGUAAAGGUCCAGCUCCAAGAACCAGCUUUGUGAUUUCUGUUCCCCACAAAUCACCAUUAUAAGUUGGAACUCUUCCCUGAACUGGCAGAUGUAUUUGUUCCUGUUGGACUCUUACUCAUACUUCAAAACCCGCUUUCCUUAGACCUUCUGCUGCUUUGCAUCUCAUUGACAUUCCUGAUGGAGCUGCUCCUAUUAUUGAUAUAUUCUAUCAUUCCAUUUUUCUCCUGUACAGACAUACCUCUUUUUCUACUGAGACCGUAAACUCCUCAGGAUCCAACACUGUACCCAUCUUCCUUUUGUGAAUGACCUGGACUUGCUUAGAACAAAAUAAUUCUGAAAAGUCCCAUGGAUCGGAUGCCUUAUUAUGGCAAGUUGUUCUGCCAACAUGGUUGAAUGAUAAGACCCAGGUCAUGAUGGACCAGAAUUCUGGUUUUGAGCUGUGUCACUUUAUUUGUCCAUCCUCCAUGUGCUGGAAGAUUCUGGCCAUUUCCAGCUUAUUGUGCUCUUUGUUAUUCUUACCUCAUGCACCAAGUGCUCCCCUGACCCCUGACUCCAGGCUGAGGUAUUCUUGGUGAUGUGAGCUGGAUUCUUGUUUGUGCACUUCUGCCAUCUCUAGGGCUGUGUGGCCAUGGCUGAGUGCAGUGCCUUCUCCGUGUGUCCACCGACCCUUUUGUAGAGCCCUGUGGUGGACCGAAAUGGCACAGUGCAGGAGACUUUCUGAGUAAGACACAUCCUACCUCUUUGUUUUCUCUGAGCCCAAGAUGGAGGAGUACCCCAGCCAUGUCCUGAGACAGCUUUGCUCAAUGAAAUUGUUCACUGUCUUGAUCCACUGUGGGAAAUGUUACAGAAUUUGAUCAAGGGAGCCUAUGUGUGUCAUUUGGUCCCAUCAGUAUGAUAAUGGAGAAUAAAACUGUGUUUGGUGAAUGACUGAG
This is a messenger RNA of Phodopus roborovskii (desert hamster), 2900 nucleotides long. RefSeq names its product transmembrane protein 268 (gene Tmem268). The transcript has 9 exons. Lineage: Eukaryota; Metazoa; Chordata; Mammalia; Rodentia; Cricetidae. The coding region runs from base 262 to 1287 and encodes 341 amino acids. The record is from RefSeq and is a predicted model, not a curated record.